Messenger RNA from Vanessa atalanta (red admiral), 1299 nucleotides. RefSeq lists its product as uncharacterized. The coding region runs from base 25 to 1164 and encodes 379 amino acids. NCBI's taxonomy places the organism in Eukaryota, Metazoa, Arthropoda, Insecta, Lepidoptera, Nymphalidae. The record is from RefSeq and is a predicted model, not a curated record. The transcript has 6 exons.
UUUUUAUAUGUUAUAGUCGUAAUAAUGUUCGUGCUUAAAAUUAUUAGUUUAUUCAUUCUGUUGGGGGUCAGACCUCUUGUUUCGGGGUACAAGGAUUACGAUGAUUUGUUUUAUGAUGAAGAUGCGGAGUAUUACGAGGAUUAUUACGACGAAACGCCUGCUACAAACGACAAUAACACAUCGACCAGAGCCAAAAGAUACCAGGGCAAACCAGCAACGAGAUUUGAGACAAUGGGAGACGUUAAAGGUGCAUUGCAACAGUUAUUAAAUAAUAUGGAAGUCGAAAAAUCGUUGACACAUUCAACCGAAUCAACUUAUAAAUAUAACUAUUUUGAAGAAUCAAAUGAUACCACACAGACAUACAGCAUUAAUGAAAUACAAACAUCGGAUGUAAUCACUAUUGCUACCACCGAAAUAACAACAUCACGAUCAACGACCGAAAAAGAAUGGCUUACGAACGAAUUAACAUCAGAAAACGAUUUUAAUACUCUAUCGACCCAAAUCUCGGCAUAUCCAAAAUCUACAGAAUAUAAUAUGCCUUUAUCAGAUACGCUUGAUUCUGUAGAAAACUUGAAAGAUUUUUCAGAAAUGAAUACUGGUAAAAUGGGUCUUCGUGGCCCUACCCCGACUUCUACGGAUACUGUUACUGAUAACGAAACAACAAUCACGAUAGGACCUACUAAGCGUCGUGAGUUGGAUAUACCGCGACUUUUGGAGAUUAUCGCUGAUCUAGCGAGCGAAUUUGAGAGUAAUUUGACGAGGAAGUUGAACGAGACGCUCUUCAAUAUGUCUAUACCGACUUGUACGACGCCAACGACGGAAGCACCGACUACUUCGGAGUAUGAUGCUAAUUAUACGGGUGCUACCAUCGCUAAGUGCUACGUUUGUGGUCUGGAUAUUCCCGGGAUCCCGAAGCACGCGCACUGCGCGGACGCAUUCGCUGGGGACUUCCUUCCCCUCGUGCCAGUUGAUCCCUCCGCCAGGGGCAAGAUAUCAUCCUUCAAGAAAUAUUGCAAAUAUUCUAAUAUGUUACAGAAGCAAUUUCACCCGUUCGAGAGCGAUCUACGGUCGAUGGACGGGUGGUUGCGCGGUACGGUGGAUCGAUUUGAGUGGUAUUUACACCCAGCGGACGUGCAGGAGUCGCCUCCAUCCCACUAUGGGUAAACAUUUCGCUAGCAAGCGGAUGGCUAAGCUCGAAAGAAGUUUGUGGAAUAUUGAAAAUGGCUGUAUAAUAAGUCCUGUGGCAACACUGGUACCACUUUCCCGCGGUAUAUCCUUAUAUGCACGUUUCCAUGCCUG